Messenger RNA from Cyprinodon tularosa, 1495 nucleotides. RefSeq names its product chromosome unknown C7orf26 homolog (gene ints15). NCBI's taxonomy places the organism in Eukaryota, Metazoa, Chordata, Actinopteri, Cyprinodontiformes, Cyprinodontidae. The record is from RefSeq and is a predicted model, not a curated record. The coding region runs from base 109 to 1482 and encodes 457 amino acids. The transcript has 8 exons.
UGGUUCAUUCUCCUCACUAGUGAGUUCUUUUUUAUUUAUUUAUUUUAUUUAUGUAUUUUUACCCAUUCGGAAUUUUCUUCUGACUUUAGAGACGUCGAAGAGGUUGUGAUGGGUGACAUUCGGCAGUCGCUGCUGCCUCGGGAUGUUCUGAGCGCUGCCAAGGAGCUGCUCUACCACCUGGACAUUUACAUCUGCAACAUGGUGCAGUCCGGCAGGCAGCCCCCUCAGGUGGACACCAAAACCCUGGAUCUUAUCGAGGAGUUCAUCCUGCACAAGCCCAAGGAUAGAAAUGCUCCAGUCAGGAGGAUGAGUGCCCUGCAGGAGCUUCAGCUCCUAGAGAUCAUGUGCAGCUGUUUUCAGGAGCAGAGUCGGGACACAGUGCGCCAGCUUAUGUUCUCUGCCCUCUUCAAUCUUCAAGGAAACCAGGCAGACGAAAGCCGGAUGGCGUUGCUGAGCAAACUGGUCUCUAUGGCCGUUGCUGUGGGCAGGGUUCCUAUACUCGAAUGUGCAGCUACCUGGUUACAGAGGACCCAUCGUGUGUACUGCGUCCGUCUGGCGCAGGUUCUGGUGGACGAUUACUGCAGCAUGUUGCCAGGAUCUGGACCCACCCUUCAGAAUAUCCACAGUGCCAGUCCCCGCUUCUGCUGCCAGUUCAUCACCGCCGUCACCACUCUUUAUGACCUCACCUCCGAGGAGCUCACGCCUCCAUUAGAACUCCUCCAGAUGAUCGUGUCCUGGAUCCAAGACGACCAUCGCCUGGUUCUGAUUACCUUCCUGAACUCCCCGCUGUCAGGCAGCCAGCCCCUCAGCUCUCUGGACGUAACGCCGCUCGGCGGGUUAAUCCGCUGGUGCGUCAAAGCUCCGCUGGCCUACAGACGGAACAGGAAGCUGGCCGUGAGCGAUGGAAGCUCGGACGGCGCGCCAGAUGCUGCGCGUCUCUUCUCUGCUCUCCAUCUAAGUGUUCUCCAGGUCUUCAUGCUCUUGCCUACCAUACUCAAUGAGAAGGGCCUCUUCGGUCGCCUCGUGCUGCUUCAGAUGGAGUCCGUGGCCGCUCUGACCUCCGACCUUUCUCGUCUGCUGGACCAGGCUGACAAACACACACAUGCAGCUACCGCCGACGCACACGCUGCGUCCCAGCUGGCCCUGGACAGGCUGGCCCAGGCUCUGCAGGUGGCGAUGGCCAGCGGAGCUCUGCUCUGCUCCAGAGAGGACCUGAGAGCCAUCUGUUCCCGCCUUCCUCACAACAAUCUGCUCCAGCUGGUGCUGUCCGGCCCGGUCAUGUACUACAACAACAUCCACACCCCUCCGCUGGCCUACAGCCCCCAUGCUGCUCAUUCGCCCAUCCCCGCACACGCCGCCAUCCCCACGCUGCCGGCACACACACCCCACACGCCUCUCGCCACCCACCCGGCCUCCCACGCUCAGUACCCCGCUCAGCCCUUCAUGUCAGGGAUGCCGUUCCCCUUCCGCCCUGGACACUGAAUAAAAAAAAAAA